Messenger RNA from Aplysia californica (California sea hare), 1135 nucleotides. RefSeq lists its product as uncharacterized. The record is from RefSeq and is a predicted model, not a curated record. NCBI's taxonomy places the organism in Eukaryota, Metazoa, Mollusca, Gastropoda, Aplysiida, Aplysiidae. The transcript has 3 exons. Gene Ontology annotation, molecular function: protein binding. The coding region runs from base 248 to 1027 and encodes 259 amino acids.
GCGCUGCUAUACCGUCGGUCUCUGCUGCUGCUGCUAUAAUAAUUGUGUGUGUUCGGGUCAUUUAAAAGCUCCGAACUUGAUGUGAGAGCUGCAGUAGCAACUCGCUGCACCUUCUGUUCACAAGCAUUUAGAUCUACACCAAGUUCAUUCAGACACGUAGAGCAUAACUGACAUAGAUCUAGAUCUAGAUCUACAUCUGUAACACCAACUCAACAAUCAAACGAGACUGAACCCCCCCACCAUCAAAAUGGCCGACCAACAACAAACCUACUCCGGAGACUGUGGCAGUGUGUCCGGGAUGAGCGAAGACAGCGGAGUCACCGACAUGACGAUGGAGACAGAGAGCGUAACAUCUGUCGAGUCGACCUCCACUCUUGUCGGUGGUAUAAGCAACGUCAAUCUCCAGGCAAACGGGAGCGAGGGGUCCGCUGGUCACCCAGCAAGCAUCGACAGUGGAGUCUCGGGUUCCGGUACUUCUCAUCACCAGCAAUCUGUGACAAACGUCGCGACGCCUCGGCAGACCGCAAGCAUCGACAGUGGAGUCUCGGGUUCCGGUACUUCUCAUCACCAACAAUCUGUGACAAACUUCGCGACGCCUCGGCAGACCGCGGCGAAUGUGAACCCCCAGAAUGUGGGCGUGAUGAGUGAGGACAGUGGAUUCGUCAGCGCCCCUGGCAGCACCAGUAGAGGAGACUUGGCCCAGCCUUCGAGCGUCCCGCCGGGGAAUCUCCCUCAGAAUGCCAUAAACAACACUGACCGGGUCAAUGAAUGGGUGGAUACAACGUAUGAAGUCUUCCUCAAAGACUUGAACGGGAAAACGCACACAAUUACCGUGGCAAGGGAUGAGACUGUGGAGACUUUCCAGACCAGGGUGGAAGAAACGCUCAGCAUUCCAGUUGAACAACAGCGGCUGGUCACUCAGCCUGGUCGGACUCUGACCGGCCGAGGGACUCUGGAGGACUUUGGAGUGAAGAAACACAGCACCAUAUAUUGCAACGGUCGCCUGAGGGGAGGAAGCGUGUGCUGAAGCCUAUGAAGUGGAGUGACAACAUCACAUAUAAGAUAAGCUGAACCGUGGUGAAAUCGUCAAAAUAAAGAAAUAAAAGAAAGCGGUAUUUUUAUGGCCGUUGGGCAA